AUGUGGAUUGCAUUUUUGCUGUGUAUAGCCUAUGCUCAAGUAGAAGUCAAGCUCUCCACACAAUGGAAAGGCCCAAGCGAAAAAAGCUUGAUUCAAGAAAUGAGGUAACUAUCACCUAGUGAGUAUUUUGCUGAAAUCGGUAUUUUCUGGGAAUUUUUGGAUAAAAUUUUGAUUGAGAAUGAACUAAAUUUUGAAAAACUGGCCGAGAAAGUGUCAAGAAGUGACAUUGAAAAAAAAGUCUUGCUAUCUUCUUUAUACAACAGAGAGUUUUCUGCAAGAAUGGAGUUCUAUUCAAAAUUAGAAAUUCAUGAUCGAAAAUCCUUAACAGAAGAUUGCAGAGUCUUUUACAUGAUAAACUCAGCACCAUCUUGCAAACUCGAUCAAGCUUUAUUUAGUACUCCGCCAAGGACACAAUACAGCUUUGAUCACACUAUUUAUGAAAAUCUAAACUCAGUCACUGCAUAUGUCGAUAUCACAGAUCCUCAAUUCCAAAAAACUCACCAAGAAAUCAAACAGUUCUGUAUUGAUAAUAACUCAACUUAUAUCCUCACUCCCCCUCCUUUAAAUUGGAACAAAAUUUAAUUUUAUAAUAAAAAAUUAUAUAUAAUUUUUAUCUAAAAAGUUUUGAUAUAAGUUAAAAUGUUUCUUCUUAACUAAAAUUAAAAAUUUGCUCUUGUUUAAAGAAGAAAGUAUAAAGAGCAUCUUAUUUAAAAAAAAUUUAUUAUCCUUUAUUGCUAAAUUUUAAAAAAAAAAAAAAUUUUCAAAAAAAUUUUUUUUUUGUUGAUAAAAAUGAUAUUUUUUAUUUGGAUAGUUUUGAUAUAAAUUCAAUAGGAAUUCUUUAUAAAAUUUCAAAAUUUACUUAUUUAUUGCUAUAUUUUAAAGAAUAGAGUAUAAAUAACAUCUUAUUUAAACAAAAUUAGCACUUUGAUCGAUAAAUUUUCUAAAAUUUUUUUUUUAAUUUUUUUUAUCAAUAAAAAAUAAAUAUUUUUUGUGUAAAUAAUUUUGAUGCCAAUUAAUAGUGGCGUAUUAACUAAUAAUGAAAAUUUAGUUAUAUCUUGCUUUGUUUUAAAGGAUAAGGAGUAAAUAUCAUUUUAUUAAACAAAUUUUAUUGAUCUAAUUCGAUAAGUUUUGAAUCUUUUUUUUUUAAAUUUUAUAUAAAUUUUUUUUUUAUAAAAAAAAUUUUUAUAUUGAUAUUUUGUUUUAAAAAAAUUUUCUUAACCCCCCUUUAAAUUGUAACAAAAUUUUUAGUUCCAAUUUAAAGGGGGGGGAGUCAGACAUAUUGACCUCAGAAGUGACAGCGUUGACUAUUUAGGUGGAUAUGGCGCAGAACUGCUUGUGAAAAAUAUGGAGUAUAAGCCUGUUGAAGAUGCAAAUAAGGUAGAAAGUCAUGGCAACGAAAAUUGGAAUUUAGAAGGUAAUUUCCAUAUAGAUUUACCAUUUAAAGCAUUAGUAAAGCUACUGUCAGUUUUGCCUGACUGGGAUAAAAUGGCUGCUAUUUUAGAAACUAUUCCAUUACACCUUGCAGAUUUCUCAGCUGCAAACUAUACAAAAGCGCUAAAAAGCGAAAUAAUGAUGAGUGCUUACACUAAUGCACAGGUAUUUGCUAAUUAGCUUAUUAUAAUAAUAAAAAAUGGCUCAGUGCGGAAUUAGUUCUCUCCGAGAACUAUUCCUUCCUUCGCUUUUAUUAUUAUAGGGUUCAGUUUUCCACGUGGACCUUUAUCUGCAACACCAAUAUGGAAUACCGCAUAGGGUAUUUCUUUGGUCCAGGAUACUAGGAGCACCUGGUUUUGCUGCUUGACACACCCGAGGAGGGUGACCCUUAGGCGGAACACGCGCAGGAGUCAAGUUCGGGCGAGGCCAACGCUGCCAGUGCGGACCUUCUGGCCUGACAAGUGAAGUCUUCUGGAAUGCCUACAUAUAGGGAGGAUCGCUGCUGACGUCACUAGUUGGGAUUUAAAAGGGUGGGCUAUGCAUGCCUAAAUCACCCUGCGGAAGAGGGAAGACACUUUAAACACCUAAGUAAAUAAGUAAGUAAGCUAAUUAGCUUAUUGGAGAAAACAUGUUGCUAAUAAACAACCAUUAUUUAUCACCUGAUUUCUACACAAUAAUAGGCACAUUAAGAGCAGAAAUCCAUGCUUUAGAAGAAAUUAAAGCUCUAGGGAUACCACACAAAAAUGCUCUUAAAAUCCUUGAAAAUUCUAACUUGAAACUGCAUCAAUACAAGGGACAAGGUGGGCUUAUAAAAACAGGACCUCAAACAGGACGAGUCUACAUAAAUGACUUAGAAAAUGACAAAAAAUACUCCUCGUGGACGAAAAAUUACCAAGCGUUCUUGAUGUCUUAUGGAAACGAGCUUGAAGAAGUUGCCAGGAAUUUUUUUAAUAUUAUUGCAGUUCUAGAUAUCAGGACUGAGGCAGCGUGAAACUCCGUUCAAUUUGCCUUAAAAAUGUAUCUAGAAAAUUGGCCUGUCAGAAUAGGAUUUAUUUUAAUAGGAAAUGACCCUGUUGUAAAUGUAAUUACACAAGGGCUUAAACAGCUGAAAAAUAAAGAAACAGAAAUUUUUGAAUUUCUGAUGAGUAUGAAUAAAGAUACAACUAUAGAUGACGCGAUAAAUGCAUUUAAUGCCUAUUGCACAGAUUGUGAAUUUGAUGAAGAGCUAAGCCAUACUGUUACUAGAGCUAAUAACUUCUGUGAAGAGUCAGGAAUUUGUGGGCCUGCUACUUGGAUUUUGAAUGGGAGAGUUUUAGAUGUCUCAAUCAAUCCAGAGGAAGAAGAAGAAUCUGAAAAUAAAAUCCUGCUUGAGCUGCUCAAAGAAAAACGCCAAAUUGCAAUGCUGAUAAUGUAUGGGAUGAUUGAUCCGCCACUGGAAUCAUUUUUUGAAAAUGUGAAGCAUGGAAAGCCAGUAGAAAGGCUGAACUUAGAAAUUACUCAUAAAACUUCUACAGAAAUUGAUUUAAUUAAACACAUAGAAAAAGGGUUUAUAGUGGAACUUAAUGAUUUGCCUAAAGUGGCGACUAUUACGGUUAUUGCAGAAGAUACAGAUAAAGAUUUAGUUAUGCAUACAUUGGAAAUUUUUAAGAGAUUUUCUCAUUUAGGGCUAAGAAUUAGAUAUAUUUUUAAGUCCUCAGAAAUUAGCCAGGAAUGGUAUAAAAUAUUGUGCUUUUUGAAAAAUUUGAAGGAAAAAAAGAGAAUUGGAAAUGUUGAUUUUGGAGAAUUUCAAUGCGAAUACAAAGAAGAUGAAAUUAAGAAGGAUUUUGGAGGAUACAAAGGAAAUUUGAAAUCUGUUGUGAUUGUCAAUGGAAGAAUUAUCCAGAAGAAGUUCAUAAAGUCUUUUAGAGACAUAAUGAUUGCCCAUGAGACAGAAUCUUCUAGAGUUGGAGUAGAUGAAAUUUUGGAAGGAAUUUCUAGUAUAGUUCCACCGAGCGAACAAUCAAAUAUUAUUGAAAAUAUUUCUUUAAUAUUGCUGAAUCAUGUAAAAUUUUUGCCAUAUUUUGCCCAAUACUCAUCUCAUCCAAUUCCGCAAAAUAUGCGAAAACCUUCCAUAACAAAAUUUGUAGCGUCUGACAGUGAAAUUAACUUUAGAGUUGAUAUGCUGCUGAACCCAUUAAUUCUCCUGCUUCUUGGUUAUCGAGCAAAACAAUAAGAAAAAUGUCUACUUUUUGAGGAAAUUAACGCUGUUGAUACCAGCAAAAAUUUUUAAUAUAAAAGUUUGGUACAGACUAUAUUUUGAUAUAUAAUUAAUGCUUAUAACGAUUACAUCUCAAGCAAAUUAUUAUAUAUAUAUAGAUAAAUAUUUCCUUUAAAUAUUCAAAUUAUUCAUAAAAAAUGAUUUCUAUUGUCACUACAAAUUUUUUUAAAAUAAAUUCAUUUUUUUUCAUUUAUAAGGAAUGUAAGUGAAAAAGGUCAGAUUCUUGCAUCUCUCGGAAAAUGGCUCUUAUCCUUAGGCUCCUCAGUUAAUGCAACAUUAAACCCAGAUCUUGACCCUAAGAAAAAAAUCCUUCCUAUUAAUAGAUUCCAUAAAAUCAAUAUAAAAUCGAAUUUCGAUGAUUUCAUGAAGCUAGGCGAAACGGUUCCUUAUGACGGCUAUUUCAUAAAGAUUAUUUUUUUGACCUAUUGUUUUAAUGCUAAAAAUUUAUAAUAUAACUUAUGCCGAAAACAAUAGACUAAAAUUGAUUGAAAAUCAUCUCGAAAUAGUCAAAAAACUAGGUCAAAAAUCUAGGUGAAAAAAAAUAGGUAAAAAAAAUAGACCAAAAAAAAUCAUGAUGAAAUCUCAUCCUAUUAAGACGCGAGGCGAAACAAGCGGCAAGACUUUUACCCUAGGACUUGACGUUCCUGAAUCCUGGGUCGUCAGGACAACUUCAUCAGAUGACCUCGACAAUUUAAUGCUAAACGAGCCUAUAAGUGUAAGUUAUGAGCUUAAAAAUCUUUUGGCGACUGGCCAAUGCACAGAAUAUGUCCAAGGCUACGAAACUGAGCCUCCUAGUGGCUUACAGCUUGCCUUGAUAAACAGCACACAUAUGAUUUCAGAUACAAUAGUGAUGAAAAAUCUCGGCUACUAUCAAUUCAAAGCAAAUCCUGGCAUUUACAACAUUUCCCUAUUUCCAGGAAGAAGCGAAGAGUUAUUUACUAUUAUGAAUUCUCCAGAAAUUAUAGCCAAAGACCUAUCAGGAACCACACAGAGGUUAAGUGUCUCUAAAAGGCCAGGGUAUGAAAAUGAGGUCCUCCUGAACUCUGAGUCAAUUGAAGAUCUAGGAGACGUAAUCCACAUUUUUUCGUUAGCCAGUGGCAAGCUAUAUGAGAGAUUAAUGAAAAUCAUGAUGCUUUCAGUCAUGAGAAACACAAAUUCCAAGGUAAAGUUUUGGCUUUUUGAGGACUUUUUCACACAAAAUUUCAAAAAUUCAUUAGAAGCGUUUUCUAAAAAAGUCGGUUUUCAGUAUGAGUUUGUCAGCUACAAGUGGCCGAGCUGGCUUUUUGCACAAAGAGAGAAACAGAGGAUUAUAUGGGCUUAUAAAAUACUGUUCCUAGAUGUGAUGUUUCCAUUAAAUGUCAAAAAAAUCAUUUAUAUUGAUGCUGAUCAAGUAGUGAGGGCAGACAUAAAAGAGCUGUGGGACAUGGACUUAGAAGGAGCUCCAUACGGGUAUACACCAUUCUGUGACUCUAACCCUGACACUGAAGGCUUCAGAUUUUGGAAGCAGGGGUAUUGGAGAGACCAUCUCAAAGAUCUGCCUUACCAUAUAAGUGCUUUAUAUGUAAUUGACCUAUUUAAGUUCAGAAGUAUGGGUGCUGGAGAUAUUUUAAGGUAUUUUUACGAAACAAUGGCACCUAACCCUGACUCCUUGUCUAACUUAGACCAAGAUUUGCCUAACUUUGCCCAGUAUCAGGUCCCUAUCAAGUCUUUGCCUAGCGAAUGGCUUUGGUGUGCUACUUGGUGCUCAGAAGAAACUAAAUCCAAAGCAAAGACUAUUGACCUCUGCAAUAACCCACUCACAAAAGAACCCAAAAUCCACGCAGCGAAAAGGAUCAUUUCUGAAUGGGAAGAGUACGACAAUUUCAUAAGGAACUUUGAAAACCCAGAGAAGCCCCCAGAAGUAGAAGAAAUACCUAAGAAAAUAGAUUUAUAG
Molecule: messenger RNA, 5621 nt
Organism: Blepharisma stoltei
Lineage: Eukaryota; Ciliophora; Heterotrichea; Heterotrichida; Blepharismidae
Source: the annotation of a GenBank genome assembly